GACUGGGGGGGCACAAACCACUCCAGCCCAAAAACAACCCACUCCAUGAAGGUGCAGGAAAACGCUAAUAAAGUUCAUACGACUCACGACCCCAGACAUGGUGCUUGACUUGCUUGUAGCUGUUGCUCUUUUCCGUGCUCACUUUUACCGUAUUGCUCCCCCAACAGGCAAAACUUUCUAUUCACACACACACACACACACACACACACACACACACACACACACUGACGUCUUUUGCGCAUUUCCUGCAUUAGAGGGAGAGAGAGAGACAGAGAGGUGGGGUGGUGCUACUCAGCCCAGCACCAAAGCGAGCCAGCCCCACGAGCCAUCCAGAAGGCGGUGGCCACCCUAUGCCGCUUGCAAUCUCCGAGCAGCCGGAUCCGGAGCAGUCUCUCCCCAUGUAUUGGAGUCGAUCCACUGGAUCCUUGGCCUUUGGGGAGGAGGAGGAGGAGGAGAAGGAGAGGAGGCUCCUCGAUCCUAUGCGGAUGUAAGGUCCCCGGCUGUGUGCUUUCUGCUCGGCGGCUGUGAAGUAGGCAGGGCUGGUUGUUGGCUCGGUGUUUCUGAUUUGUGUGCGCGCGCGCGCGCGCGUGUGUGCGUGUGUGUGUGUGUGCAUUGUUGCUGCUGCACACAGACAGUCCUAGCGUGUGCAAGAGCCCCGGAUCGCGGCUCUGCCUCCUUUGCACAGACUGAUCCAGGAUUAUGAUCUAGGUGAAGGGAAAAGUCUUCUGCCUCACCCCAGGGAUUUAGUAAUGCUCGGAUUUUGAUUGCAUUGUGGAUUUCUGCAAACACGGCCGUCUCCCCCUCCCCUCUGCCCCCCCCCCCUUGUUUUCCGUUAGAAAUACAGGCAAGAAAAUAUAUGUAUUCACUGGGUGUCGCAAGAGCAAAGGCUAAAUAAUCAGAGGUAACAGCAGCAGCAGCAGCAGCAAGGAGAGAGCCCCACACUGCCCACCCCCACCCCAAACGUGACCUCCUAUUUAUUGGUGAGAGCUCCCUCCCUCCCUGUGUGCGUGUGUUGUGUGUGUUGCAUCCCAGGAAAAGUGAAGCCACCCAACCAUGGUGGUUUUCAAUGGCUUGCUGAAAAUCAAGAUCUGCGAGGCGGUGAAUCUGAAACCCACAGCCUGGUCCCUGAGGCAUGCGGUGGGUCCCAGACCACAGACCUUUUUGCUGGACCCUUACAUAGCCCUCAACGUGGACGAUUCCAGGAUCGGGCAGACCUCUACCAAGCAAAAGACCAACAGCCCUUCCUGGAAUGAUGAAUUUGUCACCGACGUGUGCAAUGGCAGAAAGAUUGAGAUGGCUGUUUUCCACGAUGCCCCCAUCGGGUACGAUGAUUUUGUGGCUAACUGCACUAUCCAGUUUGAGGACUUGCUGCAGAAUGGGAGCCGUCACUUCGAGGACUGGAUUGACUUGGAGCCAGAAGGAAGAGUGUAUGUCAUCAUAGAUCUUUCAGGUUCAUCAGGUGAAGCACCCAAAGACAAUGAGGAACGUGUGUUCAGGGAGCGGAUGCGUCCCAGGAAACGGCAGGGUGCCGUGCGACGCAGAGUCCAUCAGGUUAAUGGACACAAGUUCAUGGCCACCUACCUUAGGCAACCAACAUACUGUUCCCACUGCAGAGAUUUUAUAUGGGGUGUAAUAGGAAAACAGGGAUAUCAAUGUCAAGUUUGCACUUGUGUAGUCCACAAGAGAUGCCAUGAGCUUAUAAUAACCAAGUGUGCUGGUUUAAAGAAACAGGAAACUCAUGACGAGCAAGUGGGGUCCCAGCGUUUCAGUGUCAACAUGCCUCACAAGUUCAGCAUUCAUAAUUACAAAGUGCCCACCUUCUGUGACCACUGUGGUUCAUUGCUCUGGGGUCUUUUGAGACAAGGUUUACAAUGCAAAGUUUGCAAAAUGAAUGUACAUCGACGCUGUGAAACAAAUGUGGCACCAAACUGCGGAGUGGAUGCUAGAGGAAUAGCUAAAGUUCUUGCAGAUCUUGGAGUCACUCCAGAUAAGAUCACUAAUAGUGGCCAAAGAAGGAAAAAGCUAAUUGCUGGUGCAGAGUCUCAACCGCCAGUUCCUGGAACCACCCCAUCAGAAGAAGACAGGUCAAAGUCAGCACCCACCUCUCCGUGUGAUCAGGAAAUCAAAGAGCUUGAAAACAACAUUAGGAAAGCAUUGUCGUUUGACAAUCGAGGAGAAGAACACAGGGCAACAGCAGCAACAUCAACGGACAACCAGCUUAAACCUGGGGAGAACGGUGAAAACGGGGAGAUCAAACAAGCCCAGACAAAACGAAUAGGCCUCGAAGAGUUCAACUUCAUUAAAGUAUUAGGGAAAGGCAGCUUUGGCAAGGUCAUGCUAGCUGAGCUAAAGGGUAAAGAUGAAGUGUAUGCAGUGAAAGUCCUGAAGAAAGAUGUCAUCCUCCAAGAUGAUGACGUGGACUGUACAAUGACAGAAAAAAGAAUUCUGGCAUUAGCACGCAAACAUCCUUACCUGACACAACUUUACUGCUGCUUCCAGACUAAGGACCGCCUUUUCUUCGUCAUGGAAUAUGUAAAUGGAGGAGAUCUAAUGUUUCAAAUUCAGCGCUCGCGCAAAUUUGACGAGCCUCGAUCCCGUUUCUAUGCUGCAGAGGUCACAUCAGCACUCAUGUUUCUUCAUCAACAUGGCGUCAUCUACAGAGACCUGAAACUGGACAAUAUUCUUCUGGAUGCAGAGGGUCAUUGCAAGCUGGCUGACUUUGGAAUGUGUAAAGAAGGGAUCCUGAAUGGAGUAACCACCACCACCUUCUGUGGAACCCCAGACUACAUAGCUCCAGAGAUCCUCCAGGAGUUAGAAUACGGUCCCUCAGUAGACUGGUGGGCUCUUGGUGUUCUGAUGUAUGAAAUGAUGGCUGGACAACCUCCUUUUGAAGCUGACAAUGAAGAUGAUCUCUUUGAAUCCAUCCUUCAUGAUGAUGUGCUAUACCCCGUCUGGCUCAGUAAAGAAGCUGUCAGCAUUUUAAAAGCAUUCAUGACAAAAAACCCCAAUAAGCGACUAGGCUGUGUGGCAUCCCAGAAUGGGGAAGACGCAAUUAAGCAGCAUCCAUUUUUCAAGGAAAUUGACUGGGUUCUUCUAGAACAACGAAAAAUCAAGCCACCCUUCAAACCUAGGAUUAAAACCAAAAGGGACGUAAAUAACUUUGAUCAAGACUUUACACGAGAAGAGCCAGUAUUAACGCUGGUGGAUGAGACAAUUAUAAAGCAAAUCAAUCAAGAAGAAUUUAAGGGGUUCUCUUACUUUGGAGAUGAGCUACUGCCAUAGACAACAUUAGGCUGCCAGAUGAAUGAUGCUGCAAGAAGUGGUCCUAAGAAGACCCUCAAGUUACUGAGACUCAGUAGAUCAAAAACUACUUCUCUUACUAUGAGCCUGUAUCCCUACUUAAACUAUAUAUUUAUUGAUAUGUUUUCUUUAAUCCUCUGAUCUAAAGGCACUCUUAAUUUCUGUCUCUCAAAGCAAUGCAAAAGAAUAUUGUAUCAGAAAUUGUAGAUGUAACACACUGCCAUAUUUUUUUAAUUUGCCACUUUUCUUUUACUCAUAAGACUUCCCAAAAAGGGCACAACUUGCAUCUUCUCAUGUAAUAAAAGGAACCAUGCAGUUUAAGAUGGAGACAGCAUGUCCAAUUAUUUGUCAUGAAACAUUACAUCAUUGCCAUACAUCCUUAAAUUGAGAGAGAGAAUGCAUGUUGUGCCAUUUCUUCUGUACUGGCGAUUACAAUUAAGUUUGUAUUCAAAGGUGGAGAGAUAAUUUAUAGCUUUGUCGUAAAUGAAAGUGUCUUUCUUGGAUGUGCAAUUAUUGAUCACAUAUGCUUUAACUUACUGGAGAGUAAUUGUAGUAUACAACUAUCCAGCAAAAAAGGGCACAGCUAUUUGAAGCUGCCAAAACUUUUCAUGAAAAAAUCAAAGAACUGAAACAUUUACUUAAAAAAGGAAAUCAGAUACUUUCUAGACAGAUACUAAAGGGCUAAAAUGUAACAGUAGACAGAUUCUCCAAAAACCUAUAAGAGCUUUAAUAGAUCUACAUAGGUUUUCCACAAAUUUUACAGGUAAUUGGGUAUAGAGUAGUUUAAUUACUUCCUAAUAAACUUGUACCCAAGACAAAUAUGCCAUUGAUACACAAUGAUAGGUAUGGAGGUAUUUUUAAAGUUACUUUUUUUCUUUAAAAUAUAAGAUGUUUGUAUUCCAGUGUAACAGGUCCCUAUUUAUUUUUCACAGCAGUGUGUUACUUUUGCACACUUUUACAAAACCAUAGUACUACUGUUUUAUUUUUAAUGUGUAAAAUCUUAUGAAAUCUGUGCUGUUAGAAGAACACAAACCAAGGCUAAACAUGCAUUAUGUGGAAUCAGUGUGUAAGACUGAAGAUCAAACAUUCAAAAACUGACAUUAUUGAAAGAUGUAAAUUGAUUUUCUUGUGUAUUAAUUGAAAUGGUAACUCAUGUGGACAAUACUACUAAUGUGAAGUUACCUCUUGUAGAUAUGCUAACAGUGUUAUGUACUUAUUUCCAGGAGUAUCCUGUGUUUUUGUGUACAUGUAUCGCUGAGGUCAUUUUAUUAUAUAUUUUACUGGACUGAGUGAGCAGUUAAUGGAAUCCAUUUUAAUUGUUGUUCAUGGAUUUCCAACUGCACAAAAAUAUAUAUACUUGUGAUUGGCAAAGUGGCACUAAAGAAGCUUUUUUGCCUUUUGUACAGGUGAGAUUUUGUAUAUAGUGUUUGCUGCAAAGCCUGUGGAAUUCAAUGAAUAUAGAGGUAUCAACUGCUGCAUGUUUAGGCAUAUUAUAAAAACUUUAGUCUAUGAAAGAAUAAUUAUAAUAAUGUCCAUGUGCAAUACUCUUGUAUGUGUAUUGGUUCAAGUUACUGUCAGAGAGAUGAGGUUUUUUGUUAUAAAAGAUGUAGACAUAUAUUAAGCUAUACUAAAUCUCUUGUAUAGUUCUCUUCAACUCUAUUAUGAUAUGAUAGAGCUAGGAAAGAGAAAGGAAUGUUACAAAUUGUAGUGGACAAAGUGUGAGUAAUUGGCUUUAAGCAAAUCUUGGUCUCAAGCAAAUAAGUUUGUGUCAGUUUUGCAUCUGGCUGCUCAGAGCCUGUUAUGGAUGAAAACAUUCAGUUCCAUUUUGUUUUUUUUUUAACUCAGGUGUAAUUAUUAUAUAUAUUCUGAUGAUUUCAAAAUAUUAAAUAUUAUGAUAUCAAUUCAUGUGUUGUCUGGCCUACAGGUUUAAUAAUGGAUCAAACCUUUAGAUUAAUUUAAUUUAUCUUCAGUAACUUUAUGUACUGGGAAAAGACUAGCUUCUGGAGUUGAGUACAAGCACAGAAACAAUUGCAUCAUCUCAUUUUUUUUAGGAAGGUAUGAUAAAACUGCCCACAAAUUUUCAUGCGUCACUACUGGCUGUGUGUAUUUUUCACCACAUUUCACUUUUGACAUCCAGGCAAGAACUGAUCGCAAUGCUAAAUGUUCUUUUCCAUAGGUGACUAGACUGACUAGGAAGACAAGCUAUUCCAAAGUGUACAACUGUUUGUACAAAAAUAGAGGCCUUUAUGCAAAAUGAAAAGCAUUUCUUUUUGGGGAGCACAUACAUUCCACAAAGAUUUUGAUGCGUAAACUAUUUAGUACGCUCCCAGUUCCAACAGGAAAAUCAUGAAACUGUUGUAUAACAAGAGGCCUCAGCACCUGCAUUUGUUUUGGUUAGGAUGCUAAGAGAAAAGUCAGAGAAAGAAAUUUUUUGCAUGGGCAGAUGUUUCUUCAAUACAAGUAAAUAGAACUGCACUAGGUUUACAUCAGGAGGUUUGUCUGUUACCUUGAACAUUUUUAUGUAAUUCUUAAAAAUGGACAUUCUGUUACAUUUCUGCCUAUUCUGUAAAUUUUUUCUUGCUCUCUUUUUGUGCAAAAUGCCAAAAAAAAAGAAGAAAGGAAUUCAAUGUUUCUUGUCUUCCUCUCUUACAGACUUCGUAAAGAAAUGGAAACACAUUUUUUCUCAAUAGUGUGAAAUAAAAUGAAUUCUCUCCAAAAAGGCUAAAAAAUUACCUCUUUUUAAAUUAUGUGCAGACUAGCUCUGGCUAAAUAUAAAAUGUAUUCAGUUUUAGGGGGGGUUAGAUUUUUUUUUAUUGUGACAAUUUAUUUGUACAGGUUUUUUUUUCUUAUGGAUGUAAUUUGAAUCUCUUGCCAUUCAUUAGUGUUAUUUCAUCAUAAACAUUAUUACUGUGCCAAAUGUACUGUAUUCAAAAGGAUGUGAAUGUGUAUUGUUUCAGAACCUAAUAAAUACAAUGAUGUUAAAUCUUA
Gavialis gangeticus (Gharial) is the source of this 6288-nucleotide messenger RNA. RefSeq names its product protein kinase C epsilon (gene PRKCE). Gene Ontology annotation, biological process: protein phosphorylation. The record is from RefSeq and is a predicted model, not a curated record. The coding region runs from base 1054 to 3282 and encodes 742 amino acids. The transcript has 15 exons. Lineage: Eukaryota; Metazoa; Chordata; Crocodylia; Gavialidae. Gene Ontology annotation, molecular function: diacylglycerol-dependent serine/threonine kinase activity; ATP binding.